CCACGCGGGUGACUUCACGCGACUGAUUGAUCAAUUGGUUUUUGGUGGGGCUGCAACCCGAAACCCCAUCCGUGACCACUCUUCGGCCCCGAAGUCUCCAGCUCUCAUGUGCUUGACAUUUCCGCCCGGAAGUCCCGAAUCGCCGCGGAACUUUUAUUUUGACAACCCGGGAGAAGUGCCUCAGUCGAUUUCUAGCUGAUAACUAUCUAAUUUUUCACCUACACUUCCGUCUUUUGUCAACCUCGGCUCAGUCUAGGUCUAGAGCUAGUUCCAACUUCAAUACAACCUCUCGGUUUGGCAGUUGCAUCAACGGGCAUAGCGGCAUGAGCACGGCCUGUAGACACCGCGUCAUGUUGCUCGAUCAUCUUGCGUGUCCCUCUCGAGAUGCAGGUGCAGUCGGCACCCUUUAUUUUCCUUCUAAGAUUGAAUUAUAUUAUGUUCUCUUUAGAAUUUGCCCAGUGUGGCUGGUUGGUAGGCACUACACAAGUCCUGUGCGCCACAGGAUUGCUAUCCCAACUUACCCCGCCUCGCUCCUGGCCUCAUAAGCACGGUUACACGGAUGAUAGGUGGUUUCUUUUGACCGAGAUUACCUCUACCAAACUUUUGCUUUCACGGCCUCGAUCAGAUGGCAGGCCAAAUUAUUCUCUGGGGCAUUACUGAAAGCGUCAAGCGCGGUUUGCAAUUGCACGCCCAAGCGCACCUGCUCGGCGGUAUAUCAGAACUGACACCCUCGCAUGACCUUUAUUCUCAAACUAUUGCAUUUUCAGUUUCGUCCGCUGUUGGUAGACUGGGCUAGUCACACAUGACUUGUCGAUCCCCUCGCAGAUAUAUAACAUUUCGGCCGAAGGGCCUCCUCUCGCAGCCUGGCGUCUGAAACGGUCUCCUCUCAACAACCACCGACCACGAUGGGGUUCAGCCGAGAUACCCUGAUGCGCCUGCUGCUGGCAUCGGUCAUCAUUCCGCUGAGCCUGGCUCUGAUGCUUGAUACCCGUGUGUAUCGCAGACAGGACAGUGACGAAAACAGUUGGCAAAAGUUUGUGCGAGCAUCUCAGACCACAGUUAUUAAACCAAAGGAUGUUGUGAGCCGGCAAACUCAGGGAAAUGUGUCCCACCCCAAUGGACUGGUCAAGGGUGACGCUCCCACUGUGCUCACCCGGACACAAGCAAGCGGCAAGGCUUCCAUCAUUGUCGACUUUGGUCAAAAUACCGUGGGCCUGUUGUCCAUCCGGUUUGCUGGCGCUUCUGCCGUUACUUCGAACAGAAACACUCUCCCUGGUUUGAAACUGGCAUUCUCCGAGACGCUAGAGUUCUUGGGUGACAGAAGCGACUUCACCCGGUCUGACCACGCGAGUGGCGAUGCAAAACUUACCAACGGCACCGACCAGAUCGCCGUCAAGCAGCAGCCGUACGAAUGGUUGGCGCAGUCUGGAUGCGAACACGGCAGACAGGUAUGCGGCGAUGGCCUUCACGGCUUCCGAUACGUCAAGAUAACACUGGAAGCAUUUGAUAGUGACUCGCCAUACACCACUUCUUAUGGCACAGUGUCGAUCUCGUCCAUCGAGCUGCACCUGUCUGCUUUUCACGGCACGCCGGAUACUUUUACGGGAAAUUUUGAGUGUUCAGACAAAAGCAUUACUCAGUGGUGGUAUGAUGCUGUGUAUACCAAUGACCUCUGCAUUGACACCUUCCGUUUAAACGAUACGGAGCCCCGAGAUGCCGGCAGCCCGACUUUGGUUGGCAAGCUUGUCCUGCACGAUGGGGCUAAGCGUGAUCGGGACCCAUACGUGGGAGAUUUAGCCGUUGCUGCGCUGACAGCGUACAUUUCUCAUGAUGUCGCCUCGUCUGCCAAGAACGUACUGGCUGAUCUUGCAGCGCACCAACGCAACGACGGUUGGAUCCCUCCGGCCAGCAUCGGAAACUACAAUCUUCAGCUUUUUGAUUAUCCGCUAUGGUGGGUAGUAUGUAGCUGCGACUAUGCAGUCUAUACUGGCGAUCUAGAUUACCUCAGGUCGGUAUGGCCCAGCUUGGUCAAAGUCCUCGAUAAUUUCUACCCCAGCGUCACGAACUCAGAAACAAAUCUAGUCGAGCGAAGGGGUUAUGGAGACUACGCCUUCAUACCGCGCGAGGGUCCGGUGACUUAUUACAACGCUCUUUACGUCCGCGCUCUCAAAUACGCCGCAGAUCUUGCCGAGCAGAUUGGGCAAGAUCAAUAUGCUCCACGCUGGCGCGACAGGGCGACAGUGACUGGAGCAGCCCUGCUCAAACGCAACUGGGACUCUAGCGUGGGGGCGUUUUUUGACGGCGGCAGAUGUGGAUCGUCUCAGCUAUGCCCGUCUCACUCACAAGAUGGCAACAGCCUUGCGAUCCUGUCCGGCAUAGCAAACACCAGUACCGACUCAGGGAACUCGCGUAGCAGCGUUGCCGAGUCCAUUCUCUCCUAUCUUGAUAGCUCGCUGAAGAGGCCUUGGGGCAACGCCUUUUACGACAACGACCAGGUUAGCGACGGAUACUCGCAGCGGGUCUAUGCCUUCAUUUCGUACUUUGAGAUCGCCGCGAGGUUGGAGGUUCCUUCCACUCAGGAAUCCGCAUUCGACGAGAUACGCAGGCUGUACGGAACCAUGUCCGCCGGCGACCCGGGCGUGACGUUCUGGGAGGGCAUUGGUCCCGGCGGCAGCCCGUACCAGGGUGGCUUCACGUCCAUGUCACAUGGUUGGUCCACGGGCAUCGUGCCGCUGAUGACCAACUACGUGCUCGGGAUUACGGCCAAGAAGAUCGGUUUUGAGCAGUGGGAAGUCAAACCUGUUGUUGCGGGAGAGCUGACGUGGGCCCGGGGCGCCAUGCCGACGCCACGUGGCGCCAUUCGGGUGUCGUGGACGGCUGGGCAGAACGGGGCCGCGUUGGAGCUCGACGUGGAUGCGCCCGAGGGAACUAGCGGUGUCAUCGGUGUUCCCGUGUCGAGCAAAGAAGCCCGUGUUAGCAUGGGUGGCGCUGUGAUCUACGACGGAGCAGCAGGAACAGCGCAGAGCGGGGCUACCUUUAAAGACGGACGAGUGUCUGUUAACGUUGGCGCCGGCAAGCAUCAACUGAGCGUGGCUAAAGCAGCGUGAGUUGGACUUAUCUUAUACUGGAAAUUAUGGUAAGUAUAGACCAUGCGUUGUGCCCUUUGAAAAAUCAUGGCCCAUGAUCCUUGCAGGGUCAUCGGGAGACUUUGCAUUACUAGUUCUAGUAUCAUACCGAAUAUAUUAAUAUGGAGCAUGGUAUCAAGUGGA
Pyricularia oryzae 70-15 is the source of this 3269-nucleotide messenger RNA. Its product is annotated as alpha-L-rhamnosidase A. The transcript has 3 exons. The record is from RefSeq and is a predicted model, not a curated record. Gene Ontology annotation, biological process: carbohydrate metabolic process. NCBI's taxonomy places the organism in Eukaryota, Fungi, Ascomycota, Sordariomycetes, Magnaporthales, Pyriculariaceae. The coding region runs from base 906 to 3107 and encodes 733 amino acids.